GGGUUCGGAGCGCGCCAGGGGCGGGCGGGGGGCGGCGUCCUGGCCAUGGCCGGCCUGUCGGACCUGGAGCUUCGGCGAGAGCUGCAGGCCCUGGGCUUCCAGCCGGGGCCCAUCACCGACACCACCCGGGAUGUCUACCGCAACAAGCUGCGCCGCCUACGGGGCGAGGCCCGGCUGCGCGACGAGGAGCGGCUGCGGGAGGAGGCCCGGCCGCGGCUCGUCUUCCUGGGCAUCCUCUGGGUGAAGAUGGGCAAGCCCUCGGCGCCGCAGGAGGCGGAGGACAACAUGAAAUUAUUGCCAGUGGACUGUGAAAGAAAAACAGAUGAGUUCUGUCAGGCUAAGCAGAAGGCGGCCUUGCUGGAACUGCUGCACGAGCUGUACAACUUCCUGGCCAUCCAAGCCGGUAAUUUUGAGUGUGGAAAUCCAGAGAAGCUAAAAAGCAAAUGCAUUCCUGUUACAGAAGCCCAGGAAUAUAUAGCAAAUGUGACCAGCAGCUCCUCCGCCAAGUUUGAAGCCGCACUGACCUGGAUACUGAGCAGUAACAAGGACGUGGGCAUCUGGCUGAAAGGAGAAGACCAGUCUGAACUGGUGACGACUGUGGACAAGGUGGCCUGCCUGGAAUCCGCCCGCCCCCGCAUGGGCGUUGGCUGCCGCCUCAGCCGCGCGCUGCUCACAGCUGUCACCAACGUGCUCAUCUUCUUCUGGUGCUUGGCUUUCUUGUGGGGGCUCCUGAUUCUCCUGAAAUACCGGUGGCGGAAGCUGGAAGAGGAGGAACAGGCCAUGUAUGAGAUGGUGAAGAAGAUCAUAGACGUGGUGCAGGACCAUUAUGUGGACUGGGAGCAGGACAUGGAGCGCUACCCGUACGUGGGCAUCCUGCAUGUGCGUGACACCCUGAUCCCACCUCAGAGCCGAAGGCGCAUGAAGCGAGUCUGGGACCGAGCCGUGGAGUUCCUGGCCUCCAACGAGUCCCGGAUCCAGACGGAAUCCCACCGCGUGGCUGGAGAAGACAUGCUGGUGUGGAGAUGGACUAAGCCCUCUUCCUUCUCCGACUCAGAGCGAUAAGCCUAGGGACCUGUUCCAGUUGGCCAGUCCUGGGACAGUCCACUCCAGGGGUGCAAGAGGGUCGCUAGACCUGCCGGUGCUGAAUUCACACUUGCCUUGACUUUUCAGCCUCCUGACAGUUCCAAAGGUUUCUCUCUGGUAGAGUCUUCAGAGGAGCUCGACUCGUUGGGGAAUCGUGGGCUCCUUACGGGUGGAGGGGAGAA
Messenger RNA from Carlito syrichta (Philippine tarsier), 1265 nucleotides. RefSeq names its product LEM domain containing 2 (gene LEMD2). The coding region runs from base 46 to 1062 and encodes 338 amino acids. The record is from RefSeq and is a predicted model, not a curated record. Gene Ontology annotation, biological process: nuclear envelope organization; negative regulation of BMP signaling pathway. Gene Ontology annotation, cellular component: nuclear inner membrane. Gene Ontology annotation, molecular function: chromatin DNA binding. Lineage: Eukaryota; Metazoa; Chordata; Mammalia; Primates; Tarsiidae. The transcript is spliced from 10 exons.